This is a messenger RNA of Osmia lignaria (orchard mason bee), 1940 nucleotides long. RefSeq lists its product as uncharacterized. NCBI's taxonomy places the organism in Eukaryota, Metazoa, Arthropoda, Insecta, Hymenoptera, Megachilidae. The record is from RefSeq and is a predicted model, not a curated record.
GUCUAAAUCAUCUCGUUGGUGGUAGUAUAAGUUUUUUUCGGCGGUAAAAUGGGUAAUAUCACUAUUCUACAUUAUCCAUCAUUCCUAUUUACCGAUCGUACCCCAGGCCCACUGGGCCCACUUGGCGUACCGAACUUUAACACAGGGGAUGGCAGUCUUUAACAGUAUCUCGUCGGUGACUAUGGAUUCAUAAACAGGGACCGUUCGUUCGCGUCCGACGUCAAGCCCCGCUUUCGUAGCCGACGCUGCCGACCCUAAGCCCGCGCGCUAUAAGCACUCGGAUUGGUCAGUGUUUUUGCUUAAUAAUUCAAAAACUUUUCCCUUUUCGCAAAGGAAAAAGUUGUUCAGAAUCACCCCAGCUACCACCCCUUCACAGGGUGAAAAUGAGUUCUGGGACACCCAGUAUAAGAAGGAAGUGCUGCAUUCUGACCUGAGCGAGGAUAAAAGUGCAGUGAUUAUCGCCAGCGUAAUUACGGUUGUGCGUCUCAACAAGGAAAUCGGCAGCUCGAAGUAGCAGUUAACCGGUUCUGUGAUUCAAACAAUACCAUUUUGGAGAACAAUAAAAGGCAUUUAGUGCACCGUGAGUGCAAAAUGUAUAGAAUUAUACUGAAAGGUUUAUAUUAUACAACAUGAUUGGAGAAGUUUUCAAGCAAUUUACUAAGAAAGUACUUUUUUAUCAAAACUGAAUUCGUUUCGAGACUAAAUCGAACUUUGUAAUAUUUUAAUUAGGUAGAAAAAAUGCGCACUGAAUCAGCUGAAAUCACCACGCGCGAGAUAACUACAUAUGUUACAAUAGCUACAUUUAAAUUCUGAAGAAAUGUCCGAUAUCAAAAGCGUUUUAUCACUAUUAUGUCAGCAUUUAAAUUCAUCGAUCAAUGUCGUAAUGAAACCUGAAUAUUUUAGAUUGACAAAAUUUAAUGGUACAGCCGAAAAUAUCACCGAGGAAUUCUGGAAAACAUUAAAUACUUUAAGUUAUCAUGCCGUGAGAGAAAAGCAAAUCGAAAUUGAUUUUCACCAGUAUGGUAUUAUUUGGGGAACAAAAUUGUAUUUUGCAUAUUUACAGUAUCCAGCCAUAGAGUUUUAUGCUUUAAACAGAGACAGUAAAAAUAACAGACAAUUAUUAUUAGCAUUCGCAUGGCUUCUUGGAACACAAAAUGUUCUAAAUGUUAUUAUUAGAAUAAAUUUAUCCAAUAGUGUACUGGGAAGAGAGUGUGCAUAUCCAAAUAACUCAAAAAAAAAAGAAACAGAGUGCAAUAUACCAGAGUCAUUGAUUGCACAAAUAAAUAAUGUAUUAUACUUAAAUGGUAAAGUAAAUUACAAUCUAAAAGAGAUAUCUGAGUUAAUUUCUGAAAAAGCUAAGCUAAUAAGCAAAGCUCAUGCUGCAAGUAUUAAUGUCAGUGGUUUACCACAUCUCAGUGUAUCAGAAUUAGCAUUAAUAAAACGUAUAUCAACAAUUAAUAAGAAGGCACCUUCUAAUGAGGAUAAAAGAUAUUUAAAGAAUUUAAACAUUAUUGGUGGUUUGUUAGAUACACACAUGAAAUGGUUAAAGAAAGAACACAUGUUUUUUGAAUGGAUGGUGACCGUAGUUGAAGAACACAAUAAAUCUCUAAGUUCCAGUUUAGAUGACAUUAAUUGGAAUGAAAUUUCAAAAUUCAUUUCUUUAUUACAUUAUAUAACACAGGAAAGAUUUGAAAGCUCAUCUUCCAAAAAUGAAUCUGAGGCUUCUCAAACUUCUCCUUCUACAUGUGUAUCACGUUUAUUAAAAGUUCAAGACGGUAAUAAAGAAAUGGAAAAUUGGUUAACAGAAAUUUCUGCUGAAGUAAACAAAGAUAUGGAAGAUCUGUCUAAGAGAAAGGAAGAACUGUCUAAGGAAUUAAAAGAUAUUUUGAAAUCAAUACCUUCUUCCAUUCAAGUUUGAUUUGUAUAAAAAAAUAAAAAAA